ACUUGAAUAGUGCUCUCUGUUACUCUGACACACUGACUCGCUGAGCAGCUCUUGAUUUUCUUACAGGAAGGAUACAAAACCAUGAACACACUAGGCUGUAGUAGUCUUCUACUAUAGAGUUGGGGUGUGAAGAUAACAUUGUUUGAUAUGAUGCAUUCAUUGUUUUGUAGGAGGAUAAUUCAGCUGUGAUUGUCCCAAAAUGAUCAGAUUAUUUUCCUGUCUUGGUAGUAUGGCAGUGUAAGUAAUUACACUACACCCCUCUUAAGUGCUUAAGUCUUCCACAUGCUUUGCAUUAUUUAUUUACAAAUAAGGAUAGCCUAUGCACCAUAGCAUAACAGGUGAUAAAACUUUGUGGUCCUGACUUUAAGAUCAUAUCCGAAAGACAGUCCUGUGAUCCCAGUUUUAUCAUCAGCCCAUCAGAACAUAACAACAUAACUAACUGAUGAUCACUCAGAAAUCACGAAGACCCACAUGUGCCUGUUUCUUUUGACAUUUCUUGAUUUUUUCUGACAUUUUAUAACCUGUAAAUGUGUGUCAACAUUUAUCCUUCUGAUCUUCGUCGCAUGUGCAGUCCAUUCCACAAAGUCCACGACCAUUCUUUCCACGUGGCUCUUUCUCUGCUCCUUUAAAAGUAUCAGAAAGGAAGAAAGGGGAGGCAGGGAGGCGACCGUACGAAUACAAUGAUCUCUGAAACAGUGGAAGACAAUCCGAAGGCUGAUUAUCUGCGAUAUAAAGCGAGUUAUUGUUCAGACUCUUCCGUGUCCUCUCCCUCUGAAGCCGCGCAGCUCAGCAGACGGAGGGACACCCAAACCACCAGCGGUAGCAUCCAUCCCCUGGUCUCCUCAUCCGCAGCGGCCGACUGCAUGAUGACAUCGGGGGAGUUCGUUCAGACCGCUCCCCUUCUGGCGCACAAAUCUAAGAGGAGCCUGCUGUACAAGGCGCUCUGCUUCCUUUUACUUACCUUCCAGGGCGGCAUCCUUGACUUCUACCUCAUCAUCUUCACCGACCUGUACUGGUGCUCAUGGAUAGCCACGGACCUGGUGGUGAUCUCAGGUUGGGGGAUUUUCUUCGUGAAGAACGCGCGGAGCAAGAGGGAGCGGGCCUGUGGCUUCCAUCAAAAGAGCUCAAUUUUCGGCUGCAAUCUCGGGGAGUUCACUUAUGCCUACUUGGCCUGGCUCAUUUAUGUCAUCGCCUGCACCCCUAAGGUGGUGCUCAUUCUGGAGACGUCCAUUCUGGACCUGAUCGCGCUGAAGGUCCCGUGCGGAGUGACCGGCUUCAAAAUCAUCAUGCUGCUGUCUGCACCACUGCUCCUCUGUCUCAUCAACUCCAUCAUCGAGGAUAUUAACGGGUCUACGCGGCACCACUCCCAGAGUUGCUUUAUGAGCACCUGUCUAGACCUGCUGGACAGUUUCACGCUUGUGGAAAUGCUGCUAAGGAACGAGAUCCCCACGGUGUACUUGAAGUACACCGUCAUCUCCGUGUAUUUUGUGGCUCUCGUCGUGCCGGUGGUCUGGCUGUAUGAGCUGACCGCCUCGGAGCUGCGGUGCAGCUGGCUGUGGGCCCGCUUCAUCACGGGCCUGGUGGUCAACGCACCGCUGCUGGUGGUCAGGUGUUUUCAGGUGUAUGUCUACAAGAUGCCGGUGUCGGUGUUCAUGUUCAAAAACAUCUUCUUCUUGGUGUGUAAACUGCUGGAGCUGGUGGAACAGUGUGUGGCGUUUAGGGGGGUCCGGAGACUGGCUGGAGCCAGCAACCCGGCCCAGUUCUCCCACUGCGUGUCCGAGAACGACAUGUGUCCGCGGGGAUAUGUCAACACCUUGGCCGUCACUCAGUCGUAGAGCCCAGAAUGAGUAUAUGGUUUAGGCUGUAUAAAUAUAUUAUAGGUAAACAGGCCUAAAUGAGGAAAGGAAUUAUCCAGAGUAAAGAGUACAAGUUAGGCUGCGUCUAAGGAUGAGAUAUUCCACUUUUAACACAGUGGCCAAGCCUGGAUUAACCCGCUCCAGACGGCUCUUACAAAGAGGCACCAGCAUUAUGCCACACCAAUAAAAAUACAUUAUUUAAAAAGUCGACUCAUUAAUAGAUUAAUUAGUUAAUCAACGAAUCGGAUUAAUAUAUCGAUUGAUUAAUUAGUCGUUAUUUUUUUUUAAUCGAUUUUAUGUUUCAGUCUGCACAUCUUUCAGUUGCAGUGUAUUGUUAACUCUGGACAAUCCAACCGGAAUCCGGAACACAUUGGUUCCACUCUAAAACAAAAGCAUCCGUGUGCCCUUUUACUUACCUGCGUAAACUAGACCUCCUAUGUGAAAAUUUUCUAUAACUUUAAAAAUGUGAUCCUAAACUGAAUUACAUCCAUCACUUAAGUGUUGGGGUAAAGUUAAAUCUAAAAUGUGCCAAGAUCUAAAUAAUAAUAAUAAUAAUAAUAAUAAUAAUAAUAAUAAUAAUAAGAAUAGAAUUUGACAAAUUACAUGAAAAAUAUCUCCACAAGGCAGCUAAUUAAGGUUGCAUGGAGUUCUGUCAGGACUGGCUUUGAUUCAGUUCUUGUGACAGUAAAUACUUUUAGCUCCACACAUUUUCGUCUGUAUUUUGUUUGUUUGUUUGUUUUUCUUUUUUUCAGUCAGGUAUAAAGUAUGACCACUAUUUUAUGUAACUAAUUCUGCAAUAUACAAGAUCAUCCAUUCAUCAGAUUUUCAACUACUUUAAAUUCUGUAAAUCCAGUAAACUCAAUAAGCAGCCUCAAGGUAAAACUAAGGAAGUACUUGUAGGUAUACACUGACACUGCUCCAAUUUCUUCAGAUGCCCCCAGCUAUGAUAUAUAAAACAUCAAGAACUACUUUCAGGCCUCUGUCAAUUUGCAGUUCAUUUUACCAAUCAGAUUACCAAAAUGGUAAUAGAUGUGUGAGUCGUUGUGUUUAAUUUUGGUGAAUUUAAUAAUUUCAUAACAAAAAGAAUAUAAUAAUUUCUUGAUUCAUUAUUACAAGCUGUCAGUCUGUUGUUACUGUAUCGGAAUGAUGUCAGAUAACUGCAUAUCUGUAUGCUUGGCACUCACUCAAAUUUCAGAGGUUUCUACUUGGAAUUCCACAUAAUAACUGAAUGGAUUUUACAGUUUUUGGCCAAGUCUGGUGCCAUCUGUACAAUGCUCAUUCUUUAGACCAAUCUACAGGUGCUACUGUUGGAUCCAGCCUCUGCAAUACUGUUCAACAAACGGAGGUUUAACGUUAUUGGACUGUGUUGAGUUAUAGCUGUUUGGUUUGUGUGUUUCAAUGCUAUAUCUGACUGGAACACAGAGAGACAGCAGCUGGACUAUGUGUUGUGCUGAGUGCAAUUUGAACCUGCUCAACCUAUUUACAGUGUUUUCUAUUAAUGACAGUGUUGUCCACUGGUCAGUGUUGGUUCCAAAAACUGUAUGUGGUACUUCAGUAGAUGAGUGUAAGUUAAUAUCCUGCUUACAGACCCAACAGUGCCAUGACAAAUACAUUUUCAAAAGUCCUUUUUAAACAGACCUUUGGCCAACAGAAGUUCUGUGGUUCCCUGGCUGUGCUACUGAUUUUUUACUUCUGUCGCUUUUUGAAUUGUGAGUCUUAAAAGUUCACGGGCUACAGCUCACUGCGAUAUCUUUCAUUUUAAGGGCUGUCGGCCAGUGGAUCACAGGCCUAACUCACAAUUUCUUUUGCAAAAAAAAAAAAGAAAAAAGCACCCUUUAAUCCUUUCAUACGCCUGGAGUAUUCCAAAACCUUAUACAAAGUACACAGAAAGGGCCAGCAGAGUGACAAGACAAGAGAAGAAGAACAGUUCUGAGGAUAUUAGAUUAGAUUCAACUUUAUUGUCAUUACACAUGUACAGGUACAGAGCAAAGAAAUGCAGUUUAGCAUCUAACCUGAAGUGCAAUAAGAAGUACGUGCAUGUAGCAUAAAUAGCGAUAUGGUUUUAUAGCAUAUGGACAAUAUUUACAGAUGAAAUCUAUGUACAGGUGAGACCACAUAUACAGGUCAGUGAGCAAAACAUAUUGACUGAGGUACUAUGGACAUAUUAUACAGAUGGACUUGUGCAUUAAAAGUAAGUAGACUAUAAACACAAACUAUAAUUUAUACUAGAGAAAAUGGCAGAUGAUAAAUUAGGCAAUACAAAAUACAGAUAAAGGGAGCAUUAAACCGUGCAUAAAUUAUAAGCAGUAGCUACAUAAUGCCGAUUCAAUAUAUCAUGACGCAAUUAUGACAUUUAAUGUCUUUGUAGCAUCUCCCAGCAUUUUGGUUUUCUCUCUCAUCAACCAGGUUUUUGCAGGCAGCUGUUUUCAGUGAAAAGGUUUUGGUAAAGGUUUUUGAUGACCCACCGAAUGUAGUGCAAUAGUAGUGCACAUUGUUGACUGGUGUAUUUUGUAUAGGGUAUUUGUUUCUCCAAAAGAAAUAUGGGACAGCAGAUGGGAGAGAGUACUGAUGCAGUAGUGUGACAGGACUCUAAUGGAAGCAUAUUGAAAACAUCACACACGGAUCAGGCAUAAUAUUAUGACCACCUUCCUAAUAUUGUGUAGGUCUUCCUUGUGCUUCCAAACCAGUUGUGACUCAUCAGAAAAUGAACAUGGGCCUUCAGAAGGCGUCCUGUGGUGUCUGCAACAGGAUGUUGUUAGUGGGUCCUAUGACCCAAAGGGGAGUGUCUUCUGUGGAUCAUCCAACAUAUUCUUGAUCAGUUUAGGAUCUAGUGAAUUUGGAGGCCAGGUCAACAACUUGUGCUGUUUUUCAUGUUUUUUUGAGUUGAUCCAACAAUUUUUGUGUGUGUACCUGUGUCAGACUGCAUCCUGCUGGGGUUGCUGCUGCAAUCUAGGAAUGUCAUUGCUGUGGGAUGGGGUUUCUGGUCUGACCUAGGUGGGUGGUACAUGUCUAAGUAACAUCCACAUGGUUUCCAGGUCCAAACGUCUCCCAGCAGAACACUGUAUUGUUACGAGAUGGUCAAUGUUAUUUACUUCUGUCAGUGGUCAUGCCUCAUUGGUCUUAUUUACACAGUGCUCUUGAGCACUGACAUGUUGGCUGAAUGAUAAUAUUGUUGUGUCUGUAUGUGUAACUACAUUCAGCCAGACAGAACUGCAGGAAUUUAAAGCACAGAAUUGAGGGAAAGGUUGGCUCAGAGAGGCAGGUAAAUAAUUACUAGAUGGAAGUAGUGACGUAAAAGCUGAGGAUGGACUGAUUUUGACAGUCAGAUGAUGAAAUAGAGCUGCAGAAAUAGCCCACACUUAGCGGAGAUGUAACAAAUUGCGAUGGAUUGGCUCUUCCAUAUUGAAUUUUCAUUUUAGCGUCAUUGCUGGGACUCAGUCCCUCUACCCCAAGGUGGCAUACAAACUAUGGUAUUAUUUUAGUAACUGUGGAAGGCAUACUGGGAGACACUGAGUGACACUACUGCACUUCCAGAUGGUGUGCAAGAUCAACAGUACUCAUUUGGAUCAUUGUUGUAAAAAAUGCUUUGCGCAGUGGCUGCAUGUGGCUUCUCCAAAGAGUGGUCUGAAUUUAUUCUCCUCAUGACAGGCUAGGGUAAUAGUUUCCUCCUUUAGUUAUUAUGUUAUGUUGGGCUUGAUGGCCGUCUAUGUACAGGAUACAUAAAGAUGAUAGAACAAGUUAAAACAGUCAAAUGACAGAAUAGUACCUGUUAAUGACAGAGGUGAUUCUAUACUUCCACCCAUUAACCUUUUUUAUUAACAUUUUUCUUAUUACUGCUAAAGAAUUUGCAUUAAUGAUGACUUAGAUCCAUUAAGUACCCUUGUGAGCAUGCCAGCGAUACGAUCAUCCUUUGUCAGGUCUCUUUGUGACUCAUCAAAGUAUAUCAGAUAAUUAUAUACGACAGAAGUCAUGGCGUUGUCCAAAAAGUGAUUUUAGUGCCUUUUGCUUGCUUGUUGGGAUUGAGGGUUAUGUGAAUAGAAUAGGAUGACAAAAUAACAUCAAUGACCAGGUUGUGUUGACUGCUUGUCAAGUUUCAAACCCAGAUUCUAUAGAUCACAAAUACUUAUUUAUAGCGUUACCUUUCCUGGCAGCCAAAACUUUCCCAUGAUUUCAGUACAGCUUUAAAUUAAAAUUUGCUUACUCCACACUUGCUAAACAGGUUAAGUUACACUUCUUUGGUAAUGCACCUUUAAGAGUGGAUUGAUUUGAAAAGUCUGCAAUGUGCUCCAUGUGGGUGGUAGUACGUGUACCGGAAAACAGACAAUGAACAGUUACAAUUUAGGCUGGCAAAACAUGACUUAAGUUGUGUCAACAGUUUGGGAAGUGUAUUACUUUGUUCGGACGAGCCCCUGUGCUUAUGUACAGCAAUGUAAGGAAUCAGGAGUUCCUCUCCCCCUGAAAAACACGCUAAUGUUUGUUGCUUAUUAUAUUUUGUAUUUAAGAUGUUAUAUUUUAUACUAUUUUGCAUUAUUUCUAUGUGCUAGUUGUAUCAGACAAUUAUGUAUGCAAUGCAGUUUACAAUCUUUCUUUGAAUUUGCACAUGGAGCUUAUCACAAAGUUCAUUCACAGGCAAGACCAUACACGUAUAUUUACUUUUACCCUGCACGAAGAAGCACAGUGAACAACACAGAAUCUACCAAAGGAUAUCAUGGACAUGGAUAUUGAAAGGAGUCAAUCAUGCUACACAGAUCCAAAUGAUUUUCUUCAUCUAUAGCCUUGGUGCAAUGAAAAACAGUUUGUCCAAUAUGACCACUGUCAUAUCUUAUGAUAUAUAGGCUGUUUUAUAUUUUGUUUUUAGAUAGAACUUUACCUGUACUGUAAAGCUGUGUGGUGUAUAUCUGUACUGAUAUAAUACAAUCUAUGUACUGUAGAUGUGCGAUAUAAGUAUUAUGUGGUUGAAACAAGGGAUUCAGUCAGAUGAAGGUGCUGUAUUAUUUAUUAUGGAGUCUUUUAUAACAAAUGUUCAGCUUGAAACAAAGAGAAGUGCUGUUAAAGAAAACACACUGAUAAGAAUGUUGUAUACGGAGAGAAAAAACAGCAAAUUAAAAUGGAAACCCAAAACUUCUGACUUUGUUGUCAGUCCCUCAAA
Molecule: messenger RNA, 7005 nt
Organism: Mugil cephalus (flathead mullet)
Lineage: Eukaryota; Metazoa; Chordata; Actinopteri; Mugiliformes; Mugilidae
Gene: tmem121b
Product: transmembrane protein 121B
Exons: 1
Coding region: 681-1835 (384 amino acids)
Source: RefSeq, a predicted model, not a curated record